GCAUCAGCGUCGUUAGCCUGCGGUGUGUUUUUGGAUUAGCGUAAGAUAAAUGUUUAUCGGGCGAAUCACAUUUGAAACGGAUUUUUGUGACCAACCUACCUUAAUAGUAUGAACCAGUCACAGCUGAGCAUCCACGCAGCGGGUCCCACGUAACGUCAGCGCCCGUGUUGAUUGGUCCGCGUCCGACAAACGUCAUUCACCAACCUGUGUGACUGUAGCAGCUGUGCUGCAGUCUGCCGGUGGAUAACUCGGCUAGCUGAAACAUUUGAACUAUGAGCGUAACAGCACUGUGAGAGGACAAGGAGCUGCUGCUGCUGCUGCUGCUGCUGCUGCUGGGACAGCGCACGACUCAGAGACCAGCAAUAAUGCCACAGCCCAGAAUGAUGCUGGUGGUGACAGGAGAUGAUUUUGGCUACUGUCCCAGGAGGAACCAGGGGAUUGUGGAUUGCUUCCAGGCUGGAGGCAUCUCCAAUGUCUCGUUGCUGGUUAAUGGCUCAGCUGCAAAACAGGCGGCAGAUCUGGCUAAAAGACACAACAUUCCCAUUGGCUUGCAUGCCAACCUGUCUGAAGGCAUACCAGUGUGUCCGAGCCUCCAGCAGUCCUCCACGCUCAUAAACCAGCAUGGCUUCUUCCAUGGGAAGAUGGGCUUUCGUCAGGCAUUGAAGAGAGGAGAACUCAGCAUGAAACAGGUGGAGCUGGAGUUGAGGGCCCAGGUCGGGCUUUUCGUGGAGCUGAAUGGUCACCUACCCGAGCACAUGGACGGACACCAACAUGUUCACGUCCUCCCAGAGGUCCGUGAAGUGUUUGCAAAGGUUGUCUCAGAUCUCAGGAUCCCCUACACUCGUGUUCCUGUGGAGCCGGGUCUAUACAGCUGCCCAUGGAUACCAGCACACCUGCACAAAUUCUACAAGCAGGUGGAGAAGGAUGCUCUGGAUGCCAUCCCAGUUUUCAGACGCCAUGGAAUCAGGUGGCCAGAUGUGUACCUGGGACUGACCACCAUGGGGCAGAACAUGUCCAUCCCAAGCCUGCACAGGGCCCUCAGCUACGCCUUGGCUGCGGACCCUUCAUCCUCUACCUCCAGCUGUGUGCAGGGUUCACAUCAGCCUGCGGUCACAGCUGAGCUCAUGGUCCACCCGGGGUACCCCAGUCACCCCAAGGAGGGAGGCUGUGGAGAGGGCCCCGACGACUUCUCCCAGUCUGCUGACAGGCAGCACGAGCUGAGUGUUCUCAAAGAUCCAUCUGUGCUGGCUCUCUAUUGCCAAGAGAGAGUGCAGCUCUGUGCCUUCAGAGACCUGUGACUGCUGUCAGCUUCCAAAUGUUACUCAGUUACCACUGAUAUUUGUAGUAACACGACUUUAUGCUGCCCUACAAAGUGAGACUCUGAUCAAAUUAGCUCUUAGCAGCCUUUAAGGAGUGGGACUGUCCAUGACCGGGCUCUGAGUCUAGUCUAACAGCAGCACAUGAUACACUGUAGAAACGUCUAAUGAAGGCACAGUGUUCACUGCAACACUGUUUUAAAAUGCUAACUAAUAAAUCAUUUUACUAAAGUAAUCAGCAACAUUUGCUCAGAACUCUCAUCAUAAGUAUGUUGUUUGGCAGUUUUCAGUCUGGCACAUUAUAGAAUAAAGGUGGAGGAGCUGUAUGUGUGUUCAUGGCCCUGGUUUCCACCUGCUUCACUGGAGCAGGGAUACUUUUGAACUAUCUCAGGUCUGGAUGUGUGGAACUACAGAGAGCUUUAGUAGUAUUUAUAGAUAUUUUCUUUGUAUUUCAAAGCUUAUAUUUUCAGUUUAUGUUGAAACAGUUUUAUGUGUGUUAUAAUCAAACAUCAGAACUGAACAGCUUUGGGGAAUAAAUGAUGGUAAACUUUUUUUUCUUUGUUGUUUCUAUCAUACCACUUGCAGAGUAAACCUGAUCACCAACAACAAGUGCCUUAAUUAUCUUAAAGUGCCAGUUUUUGACUUACUGCAUCCAUCUGUGGUUCUCUUUUCAGAGAAGCUGCACAAAAUCUAAAUAAAAACA
This is a messenger RNA of Pelmatolapia mariae (spotted tilapia), 2019 nucleotides long. It is a transcript of the gene ydjc, whose product is annotated as YdjC chitooligosaccharide deacetylase homolog. The record is from RefSeq and is a predicted model, not a curated record. Gene Ontology annotation, biological process: carbohydrate metabolic process. The transcript has 6 exons. The coding region runs from base 366 to 1298 and encodes 310 amino acids. NCBI's taxonomy places the organism in Eukaryota, Metazoa, Chordata, Actinopteri, Cichliformes, Cichlidae. Gene Ontology annotation, molecular function: deacetylase activity.